Colletotrichum destructivum is the source of this 1689-nucleotide messenger RNA. Its product is annotated as Putative nucleoside triphosphate pyrophosphatase Maf-like protein. The transcript has a single exon. Bases 175 to 1014 code for a protein of 279 amino acids. NCBI's taxonomy places the organism in Eukaryota, Fungi, Ascomycota, Sordariomycetes, Glomerellales, Glomerellaceae. Gene Ontology annotation, molecular function: nucleoside triphosphate diphosphatase activity. The record is from RefSeq and is a predicted model, not a curated record.
UCUGCCAAACCUCCUUUCUUUCCGAUAACUACGGAUGCCUAGGUACUUCCCCGUCUUAUCCGAACCAUCUUUCAAGACAAGCAACAAGCCAUUAACACUCCCGAAUUUCUCGACGGACUAUCUGCAAACUCUACAAUAACUGACUCUCUUGUCUGUUAACUUACACACACCAAGAUGGGCGACGUGAAAACUUCCUCCGAUCCCCCGCCGGAAUACGUCAAGGCCAGCGAGCACCUCAACCGGCCCCGGGCGCCGUCCGCCGCCGCCGGUGGUCCCGGCCCGCGGGGGCCGCUUCCCCUCAACCUCCCCAUCAUCUCCUACCUCAAGUCCAAGCGCGUGAUCCUCGCCUCGGCCUCGCCGCGGCGGCGCGCCCUCCUUGCCCAGGUCGGCCUGACGGGCCUCGAAAUCACACCCUCGACGAAACCCGAGGACCUCGACAAGUCGGCUUACGGGCCCUACGAGUACGUCUCCGAGACGGCGCGGAAGAAGUGCCUCGACGUGUACGAGACGGCGCUGCAGACGCACCUCGCCUCGAUCCCGGACCCGGACGUCGUCAUCGCCGCCGACACCGUCAUCGUCACCCGCGAUGGCCGCGUGCUGGAGAAGCCGCGCAGCGAGGCCGAGCACAUCAAGAUGCUGCGCCACUUAAGAGACACCCGCGUGCACCGCGUCCUGACCUCUGUGUGCGUCAUCGCGCCACGGGAGGACGCGCGGUCGCCGGGCUAUGAGAUUUCCAUCCAUACCGAGGAGACCAAGGUGUAUUUUGCGCAGGAGACCAACGGCCUGCCGGACGACGUGAUUGAUGCGUACGUCAAGACGAGAGAAGGCGCCGAUAAGGCGGGCGGGUACGCGGUGCAAGGCAUCGGCGGCAUGUUGCUAGUCGAGAAGAUCGAGGGCAGCUUUGAUAACGUGGUCGGCUUGCCCGUGAGGCAGACGCUCGCGCUGGCAGAGAAGGUCGUGUUCAAGCAGGGCGGUGAUGAAGUCGACGAAGAGGAGGAAGAAGAUUUGAUGUGAUUCGGACGAUUGCCAAGCGGCUUGUUACAUACCCAACAUAUUCUAAUGACGAGCAAGGCGCAUAGAGGGGGCGGGGAAACAUUACACAAUGCUUCGGCUUCUUGCCCCCGGCCUUCGACAACUAAAUGGAUUCACCCUUGGCGAAUAUAGUCACCUUUCAUGAGUCGGUUUCCGGAUCUCAUAUGGCCGUUUUUACUCCCACCAAACAAAAUCAAACCCAAAAAAAUAAAAUAAAAUAAGAGGGGGAGGGGGGUUUAUCGCCCAGUUUAUCGGGCAAGUUGCGGUUUUGUUGCUUCAUUGAGACCUUUGAUCAUGAGCGGGAUAUACCAUCCUUGGACCGCUGAGUAACUUUUGGGGAGAUGAGCAUACGCAUGGGCCGUCUCCUAGAUGAAAGGCUAGGAACAGGUCUCUCAGCCAGGUAGUAUUCGAAGCAAAGUCAGAGAGUAUGGAAACAGUGGAGAAUAGCUAGCUAGAGCUAUAUCGCAGGGGAACGGAACUGAAACAAUGAUCAAAUAACACAUGAUGCAAGAUGUUGUCCAACAUGAAUAUGGGGCGCGAGUUGCCAGCCGACCAGAAGCUACGCAACGAACGUAGAUAUCAAGCUUAAAGGUCAGGGACGCAGGACACCGAACACCUUCAGAUAGAACAUGGCGUCAUGUGAAGUGUUUACAUUCC